AUGGCAGAUCAACAGAUUGUGUUACAAAUUGGACAACUAUCAAGUUCAACACCACCACUACCACCACCUCAUGAUGAACAAACUAAAUCAGUAGCACCAGCAUCACACCAUGGUACCUUAAACCUCAGGGUAACUGAGCCGAUUUUGCUACACAUAAACUCGUUAACACCACUUCUCAAUAACCAACCAAUUAGUACUCAAUCAACACCAACACCAACACCACCACCACCACCACCACCACCAAAAAACCAAGUAACCUCUAAUCCACCGACUGAUAUUGCACAAUCUUUGAAAGGCACAAAGCACCAAAAGGCACUUAGCAAGAUGGGAAGCCUGGCAAACCUGUUACCCACAGGCACUGUUCUUGCAUUCCAAGCCAUCACGCCUUCCCUUUCCUACAACGGUAGAUGCCACAUCUUCAACAAGUACCUUGUUGCAUUCGUCAUGCUGGCUUGCUCUCUCGUUUGCUUCGUCUCUUCCUUCACCGACAGCCUAGAAUAUGAGCAGAAAGUGUACUAUGGCAUUGCAACAUUCAACGGGCUUUCAGUUUUCAACUAUGAACGUCGUGAGGUUGAAGAAAAAGCUCUUGAGGAUAAGCUGAAGUCGCUGAAGAUUACACCCAGGGACUAUCUUCAUGCGUUUCUCUCGGUUUUUGUGUUCCUGAUAUUUGCUUGUAGCAGCUUAGAGGUGCAGACCUGCUACUUUCCGGCUGGAAUAAGAGAUCAGUUGGAGUAUUCGAUGGUGAUAUAUUUGCCUUUGGUCGUUGGAUUGCUGUCAAGUUUCUUGUUCACCCAUUUCCCUACUAACCGUAGAGGGAUUGGCUACACAUGCACCAGAACAUGA
Messenger RNA from Rosa chinensis, 843 nucleotides. Its product is annotated as protein DMP10. Bases 1 to 843 code for a protein of 280 amino acids. The transcript has a single exon. The record is from RefSeq and is a predicted model, not a curated record. Lineage: Eukaryota; Viridiplantae; Streptophyta; Magnoliopsida; Rosales; Rosaceae. Gene Ontology annotation, biological process: endomembrane system organization.